Molecule: messenger RNA, 1838 nt
Organism: Polistes canadensis
Lineage: Eukaryota; Metazoa; Arthropoda; Insecta; Hymenoptera; Vespidae
Gene: sqd
Product: RNA-binding protein squid
Exons: 10
Coding region: 290-1303 (337 amino acids)
Biological process (GO): regulation of gene expression
Cellular component (GO): nucleoplasm
Molecular function (GO): RNA binding
Source: RefSeq, a predicted model, not a curated record
AUGGGCAUCCCGUGAUGCAUUGCGUAGAAGCUUCCGAGCCGUACGGAUGUUAGAGCCACUCUCUCUUUCAGAGAACACUGUAAGACGAGCUGUUCAUAUCUUACAAAGUGUAAUAGCUCGUGCAGUUCGUAAACGUUUUAGUCGGAACACUCGGACUUUUUUUCUCUCCUCCCUUAAAUUGUAGAUAACGUGUUUUCUUUAUAGUGUUAAUUUAUAUCUUUCUAUCGAACUUUUGUUUCUCUUUUUGAUAAAACGCAUAACCUUCGAUUAAAUUCAUUCGCGUUAAAAUAUGGCUGAUCAAGAGAAUAAUGACUUCAGCGAAGAUAUCGCUGAUCAAAACUUUGAGCAGAACGGUGAAGCGGAAAAUGGUGGCGGCGGGGACGCCGCUGAAAACAACCAGGAGUCGCAGGAAGACAGGUCGGCCGGAGGUAACCAGGAUUCUCUAAACGAUAGGAAAUUGUUUGUUGGUGGACUGAGUUGGGAAACAACGGACAAGGAACUUCGAGAUCAUUUCGGUGCUUACGGUGAUAUUGAAAGCAUCAAUGUUAAAACUGAUCCAAAUACGGGACGAUCACGCGGAUUCGCGUUUAUUGUAUUUGCUAAAGCUGAAUCCUUAGAUAAGAUCAUUUCCGGUGACCAUGUGAUUAAUAAUAAAAAAGUAGAUCCGAAGAAAGCUAAAGCCAGGCAUGGAAAAAUUUUUGUUGGAGGUCUUCCAACAGAAUUAGCAGAUGAUGAUAUUAAAAAUUUCUUCUCGCAAUUUGGCACUAUCGUAGAUGUAGAGAUGCCCUUUGAUAAGACAAAGAAUCAACGUAAAGGAUUUUGCUUCAUUACGUUUGAGUCUGAACAAGUUGUAAAUGAACUAUUAAAAACACCAAAACAAACUAUUAAUGGCAAAGAGGUUGACGUUAAGAAAGCUACUCCGAAACCAGAUGGCAUGGGUGGAAUGCGUGGUGGUGCAGGUGGUCGGGGUGGCCGGGGUGGCCGUGGAGGUAGAGGUCGUGGAUUUGGAGGCCAAGGAGGUUGGGGUCAAGGCGGUUAUGGCGGCGGUUAUGGUGGCGGAUACGGCCAAGGAGGCUAUGGUGGAGGCUACGACGGUUAUGGCGGUGGCUAUGAUUAUUAUGGCGGUGGGUACGGCGGCUAUGGCGGCUACGACUAUAGUGGAUACGACGGCUAUGGAUAUGGCGGUGGUAGUUACGAUGGUGGCUACAGUGGCGGGCGCGGUGGUGCACGCGGUAAAGGAGGCUCAGGCUAUGGCGGCAAGCAGAGGGGAGGUCGCCAAAAUCAAAGGCACCAACCUUAUUAAUGGAAAUCUUUACUUGCAACUGCAAUGUUAUAUUCAUUGCAAACACAGGUUUGCUACAUAAAAUUCAUCGUAAAUCGUCAGAUCAUCAUCAUUCCAUUAAUAAACAACCACAUCAUCAACAACAACAACGCAGACAACAACUGCCGCAAAAUAAAUUCAAUCACCGAGAUGCACACAAUUAAACAAAAAAAAGGAAAUAACAGUAAAAUAGUUGAUCAUGUUGCGUUUAAACAUAAAAUAUUAAUAAUAUUAAUUAAUAGCAUUGUGGAAAUUUUAGAGUAAAAACAACAACGUUUUCGCAAGAACGUAAGAAAAUAUUCACAGAUAAAAAAACGAAAUAAGAAAGAAAUAAGAAAAAAGUAAAAAAUGAAAAUACAUAAUGUAUAUACAUAUACACAUGUAUAUAUUUCUUUAAAUGCGUAUAUGUAUGUACAUAAGUUUUGCUUCCAUCUCUCGUUUACCCCUUUGUACGAAAUAGCAGUCAACUAAAAACUUAUUAUAUAUCUUAUUAUAGUUUAAAAACUUAACAAAAAAA